AUGUCUGUCCAAGAGGUCACAACCACUGCUUUUAAUGACCAAAAACCAGGUACUUCUGGUCUCCGAAAACGUGUCAAAGUUUUUGAGCAGGCCAAUUACACCGAGAACUUCAUCCAAGCCAUAUUAGAUGGCAUGCCAGCGCCAGGGGUCAAAGACUCCACUCUGGUCGUGGGAGGGGAUGGAAGAUAUUACAGUCCAGAAUGCAUUCAAAAGAUCAUCAAGCUGGCAGCCGGUAAUCAAGUCAAGCACUUAAUCAUCGGCCACAAGGGGAUACUCUCGACCCCCGCCGUCAGCAACCUCAUCCGAAAACGAAAAGCCGAUGGUGGGAUUUUGUUGACUGCCAGUCAUAAUCCCGGUGGCCCUAAUGCAGACUUCGGGAUCAAAUACAACGUGUCUAACGGCGGCCCGGCACCCGAAGGGGUGACCGACAAAAUUUACGAGAUCACCAAAACUCUCAAGAGUUAUAAGAUGAUCGAAUUACCUGAAGUUGAUCUCUCAAAACUUGGCCCACAAAAUCUCGGCCCAAUCAGUAUUGAGAUAGUCGAUUCCGUCGCCGAUUAUCUCGUUCUACUCAAAUCAAUCUUCGAUUUUGAUAGCAUCAAAGCUUACCUCCACGGUAACCCACCGCCACUGAAAGUCUUAUUCGACGGAAUGCACGGUGUCACGGGUCCUUAUGGACAAGCUAUCUUUGUCGAAACCCUCGGUCUUUCGGCUGAAUCGAUUCAAAAUUGUGUAUCUAGCCCCGACUUUGGUGGCGGGCAUCCGGACCCCAAUUUAACGUACGCUCACGAGUUGGUGGCCCGGGUCGACAAGGAGAACAUCGGCUUUGGGGCUGCCUCGGAUGGAGACGGAGACCGAAACAUGAUUUACGGGAAGGAUGCGUUUGUGACCCCAAGUGACAGUGUGGCUAUCAUCGCCGAUUGGGCCCAAGAAGCCAUCCCUUACUUCAAAAGCGGCAUCAAAGGAUUAGCGCGUAGUAUGCCCACCAGUGGCGCCAUCGAUUUGGUUGCCAAAGCGAAAAAACUCGAAGUGUUUGAAGUACCCACCGGAUGGAAAUUCUUCGGUAACUUGAUGGAUGCCGGUCGCUUGUCUAUUUGCGGGGAAGAAUCCUUUGGGACCGGAUCAGAUCACAUUCGAGAGAAGGAUGGAUUGUGGGCAGUAGUUGCAUGGCUUUCAAUCCUUGCCGCUGCCGAGAAACGAGGAAUUAAGAAUGGGAUUAAGGGUGUCCUCCAAGACCACUACAAGAAAUACGGCCGAAGUUUUUUCUCCCGUUACGAUUACGAAGAAGUUGAUUCGGUUGGAGCGUCGAAGAUGAUGUCACACAUCGAGUCCGCCUUUGGUAAGGAUGACUUUAUCGGCAGCUCGCUCAGCUCGGAGACUAGCAGCACCAGCUUCAAAGUCAAAGAAGCCGGUAACUUCAGCUAUACCGACCCGAUCGACAAGAGCGUCUCCAAGGGGCAAGGGCUGUAUGUCAAGUUCGCCGACGGAAGUAGGAUCGUGUAUCGUCUAAGCGGAACUGGAAGCGCCGGUGCGACCAUCAGAAUUUACGUUGAGAAAUAUAGCCAAAACGAGCAGGAGUACGAUCAAGAUACCCAAGUCGGUUUGAAACCCUUGAUUGAAGUGGCCUUGAAGCUAUCUAAGUUGCAACAAUUCACUAGCCGCGAAAAACCUACGGUUAUCACCUAA
Molecule: messenger RNA, 1686 nt
Organism: Puccinia triticina
Lineage: Eukaryota; Fungi; Basidiomycota; Pucciniomycetes; Pucciniales; Pucciniaceae
Exons: 5
Coding region: 1-1686 (561 amino acids)
Biological process (GO): carbohydrate metabolic process
Cellular component (GO): cytosol
Molecular function (GO): magnesium ion binding; phosphoglucomutase activity
Source: RefSeq, a predicted model, not a curated record